CAGCGGCGGCUCCGGCAGCACCCGGCGGCCUCGGGCGGGGCCGGACGGACAGACAGACAGAGGGCGCGGGGGGCGCGCGUCCCUCCUGGUCUGGCCAUGGAGGGAGCCUCGUUCGGCGCGGGCCGCGCGGGGGCCGCCCUGGACCCCGUGAGCUUCGCGCGGCGGCCCCAGACCCUGCUGCGGGUCGCCUCCUGGGUGUUCUCCAUCGCCGUCUUUGGGCCCAUCGUCAACGAGGGCUACGUGAACACCGACAGCGGGCCCGAGCUGCGCUGCGUCUUCAACGGGAACGCGGGCGCCUGCCGCUUCGGCGUCGCGCUCGGCCUCGGGGCUUUCCUUGCCUGCGCCGCCUUCCUCCUGCUCGACGUGCGCUUCCAGCAGAUCAGCAGCGUCCGCGACCGCCGCCGCGCGGUGCUGCUGGACCUGGGCUUCUCAGGGCUCUGGUCCUUCCUGUGGUUCGUGGGCUUCUGCUUCCUCACCAACCAGUGGCAGCGCACGGCGCCCGGGCCCAGCACGCUGCAGGCGGGAGACGCGGCGCGGGCCGCCAUCGCCUUCAGCUUCUUCUCCAUCCUCAGCUGGGUGGCGCUCACUGUGAAGGCCCUACAGCGGUUCCGCCUGGGCACGGACAUGUCGCUCUUUGCCACGGAGCAGCUGGGCACCGGGGCGGGUCAAGCCUACCCCGGCUACCCGGUGGGCAGCGGCGUGGAGGGGACGGAGACCUACCAGAGCCCUCCCUUCACCGAGACUCUGGACACCAGCCCCAAGGGGUACCAGGUGCCUGCCUACUAGUGGCCGGCAGGCCCCCACCAGGGUUCCACGGCUGCCACCAAGCCAGGGUCCAGGGUUUCCCGGGACCCCCCUCAGGUCCUCCUGGCCUAGCGCCAGGGACAGAGAGGGUGGCCACUGAGGGCUGUCUGGGGCCAAGAGAAGGUAGCCCCCAGGGUGCCUAGGGUGCCCCCCACCCCACGUUCCCCCUGUCCCUUUAGUCGCUGACCCCAGGCCUUAGGUCGGGAUGUGCAACCCUGGACAUGUGUCCUCCAGCCUAGUGGAUCAGCCUGGGAGGGGGCCAUUUCCCUGGUGAGCCAGCUAGCCUGUGGCUCACCUGUCCACCCUGGGGUUAGGGGUCUCGCUGCCCUCCAUAGCUAGGGCGGGGGCUGGCCCUGGGAGCACGGGCACUGUUCCCACCCCAUGUCCCCCGGGGCCGUGACUGUCCCUGCUCGUGUUGUGGCGGUUCACCCCGUGGGGCUGUGUGCACACUGUCCGGAGCCUCCAAGCGUUUGCUGUCACAGGCUCACUAGAGUAGCCUGGUCCCGUUGAUGUUGUGAUUGUGGUCAGGUCUUCGGGCUUCACCUCAUAGUUCCCUGCAAGCAGCCCCGCUGUCCGUAGCCUCUGCUCCUGUCCCGACUUGUCUAGGCCCAGGAGCCUGCCCGGGUGUGGGCACUUUUGGCUAGGAAGGCACAACAUGGCUGCAUACAGGCCUGGGCACCGGCCCUCUCCCACCCCAGCAAGAAGGUCUUGUCCAAGGGAGGCUUAGGACACCUGGGGGCCUGGCAAAACAGGCCCCUCACAAGGAAGGAGGCCUGAGGUUGCACAUGCCCACCAUGCCCUGGACUGGCCCAUCUGUGCAAUCCCUUUUUCCCUUGGCUUCCUGGACCAGCCCCUCAGCACCCUGCCCUGCACUCUGUUUUAAGGCGCAGCCUGAGGUUGGGGUCCCUCUGUAUAGCUGACUACUCAUGCAUUGCUCGAAGCUGGCUUUUCACAUUCUGUCAAUACCAAAUGCGGUUGCCACCUUCCAUUCUCGCAGACAGGCGCCUCCCUGUGGAGUUGCAGUUGGGUGACAACCCUGUACAUUGUAGCAUAGACCAAUUCUGUGUGAGUAUUUAAGUGAACAUGUUUACAAUUUUUGUAUAUAUGGAUCUUUCUCUCCCUCUUCUGAAAGAGCAAUCAGUGAUUGUGUAUCUUCAGUGUCCCAUGUUUCAACUGCAACUUCUUUACAAUAAAAGACUGUUAGUGAGUUUACCUGGCACA
Molecule: messenger RNA, 2025 nt
Organism: Canis lupus familiaris (dog)
Lineage: Eukaryota; Metazoa; Chordata; Mammalia; Carnivora; Canidae
Gene: SYNGR3
Product: synaptogyrin 3
Exons: 4
Coding region: 97-786 (229 amino acids)
Cellular component (GO): neuromuscular junction; synaptic vesicle membrane
Source: RefSeq, a predicted model, not a curated record